Messenger RNA from Aureobasidium pullulans EXF-150, 288 nucleotides. RefSeq lists its product as uncharacterized. The annotation marks the transcript as partial. The record is from RefSeq and is a predicted model, not a curated record. Gene Ontology annotation, molecular function: zinc ion binding; DNA-binding transcription factor activity, RNA polymerase II-specific. Lineage: Eukaryota; Fungi; Ascomycota; Dothideomycetes; Dothideales; Saccotheciaceae. Gene Ontology annotation, biological process: regulation of DNA-templated transcription. The transcript is spliced from 2 exons.
GCCGCAUGUCUGGCUUGUCGAAAGCGUAAAUCCAAAUGUAAUGGCGAUCGUCCUAGCUGCAAAAUCUGCACCGACAGAGCCACCGAGUGUGAAUACACCGUGAAUCCAGGACAAAGCCAAAGACAAGCGAUGAAUAAGCAAUUGGAAGCUUACAAAUAUGUACUCGAUCGUUUACGACAAGGCAGUGUGUCUGAAUGCCGAGAUUUGCUGCUUUCGCUAAAGAGUCAUGGCUCGGUGGCUGAGGCUGUGGAGUAUAUUAAUGGUGAUCGUUGGAUGAGAGAAGGUGUG